AUGGAACGCGACCUUGAUAACCUUCUGGACGAGAUCCGCCGGGGUUCAUCCUCGGCCACGACCCCUGCCAAGAACGGCCCCAGAGGCAACUCCACCACAAGAUCCGUGACAGGCACAAACACCGGCGCCACUGGGCGCACUGGCAGGACAUUGCACCCCGUCGACAGACAAAACACUCGGAUGAACGACCGAAGCAGCAACACAAGCUCGACGGUCCAGACACCAAUGGAACGCUUUGAGGCCGAGAAUUUCACCGAUGGCCCAUGGCAUACUAUCGAUGGGGUGUCUGGCUCUGGUUCUGGGUCAGUCUGA
This is a messenger RNA of Sordaria macrospora k-hell, 312 nucleotides long. RefSeq lists its product as uncharacterized. The record is from RefSeq and is a predicted model, not a curated record. NCBI's taxonomy places the organism in Eukaryota, Fungi, Ascomycota, Sordariomycetes, Sordariales, Sordariaceae.